This is a messenger RNA of Epinephelus fuscoguttatus (brown-marbled grouper), 3258 nucleotides long. RefSeq names its product scavenger receptor cysteine-rich type 1 protein M130-like. The record is from RefSeq and is a predicted model, not a curated record. Gene Ontology annotation, biological process: endodermal cell differentiation. Gene Ontology annotation, cellular component: membrane. The transcript has 12 exons. NCBI's taxonomy places the organism in Eukaryota, Metazoa, Chordata, Actinopteri, Perciformes, Serranidae. The coding region runs from base 1 to 1539 and encodes 512 amino acids.
AUGACGAGUCCAACAGACAAGAAGAGACAGACGGUCCACCUGGACAUGGAUCCCCUGCUGAUGGUGCUGCUGUUGCUGUGGAGCUCAGGACUCCAGGCUGAAGGAAAACACAAAUCAACUGGACUCUGGGCUGAAGGAAAACGCAACUCAACAGGUGCUCACUGUGAAACCACAGCCAAGGCUGACAUCAUGUUAUUGGUGGACGGCUCCGGGAGCAUUGGUCUCCACAGUUUUAAUUUCUUAAGGUCUUUUCUUGCUAGACUAGUCAGCGUCUUCAAUAUCGGCCCAGACAGAGUCCAGAUUGGUCUGGUUCAGUACAGUGAAGACCCAAAGACUAAGUGGCACCUGAACACCCACCAGACCAAAUAUUCCCUGCUGAUGAACACAUACAAUCUGCCAUACAAAGGAGGAGGCACUAUGACAGGACGGGCUCUGGACUAUAUCCUCCUUAAAAACUUUCAAUCCAAUGUGGGAAUGCGAGCAGACUCCCAAAAAAUUGCUGUCUUGAUCACUGAUGGAGAGUCCCAGGAUGACACAUUCCUUCCCUCACAGAACUUGAAGAACGCUGGAAUCGAGGUCUACGCUAUUGGAUUAAACGAUGCUGACAAGAAUGAACUGAGAUCCAUCGCCUCCGAUCCUGAUGAAAUUCACAUGUACAUUGUAAAGGACUUCUCAUCUCUAAAGGACAUCGUUGACGGCCUCACCAUCAGCAUCUGUAACAGCGCUAAUAGCUUAGUGUUUGCCAGGCUGGUGAAUGGGACUGGUCUGUGUUCAGGACGACUGGAGGUGAAGUCUAACCAGUCUAACCAGUCGUGGUCCUCAGUGUGUGAAGAUGACUUUGACCAGCAGGAUGCAGAGGUGGUCUGUAGGGAGCUGGGCUGUGGGGCUCCUUCAGUCCUCCAGGGGGCGCUCUAUGGAGAAGUGGAGGCUCCAAUGUGGACCAAAGAGUUCCAGUGUGGAGGUAAUGAGUCUGCUCUCCUGGACUGUAGAAGCUCAGGCUCAGAUGGAAACACCUGCUCAUCUGGUAAAGCUGUUGGACUCACCUGCUCAGAUCCUGUCAGGUUGGUGGGAGGAUCCAGUCGCUGUAGUGGAACACUGGAGGUGAAACGAGGAGACUGGAGACCAGUGGAUGGCUCUGACUGGACUCUGACGUCAGCAGUUGCCUUCUGUAGAAACCUGAACUGUGGCUCUGCUGUUUCAGCAGGAAGGAGAGAGGACUCCUCCAACAGAUCUGCAUGGAAGAUCAACUUUGACUGUGUUCACUCUGGAUCUGCUCUGGGAGAGUGUGGAACAUUAUUGUCCUGGUCUUCCUCCACCCUGGAGCUCACCUGUUCAGAUCCAGCAGCUUUUAUCAUCAGACUGGUCGUCCUGCCGCUGAUUCUGCUGUUGUUCAACACUGUCAUCUAUUUCAUCUUUAAGACCACCAGAGGGAAGAAGCCAGGCCCACAGGAGAACAUCGAGGUGGAUUAUUACAACCUCGGUGUUUCCAGAGCUGAAGGAGGAUCGGCUGAAGAGGAAGGAGCCCAGGCAGAAGAGUAGGACCUCCAAAGAGCUCAUCUCACAUCUAAUUAGAUUUCUCACCUGCCAAACAUCAACUCUGAAUGGAACAUUUCUUUUAAAUCCUUGUCAAAUGGCUAAAAGAAUGAAAGCAGGAAGAGAUAACUAAAGGUCUCUCCUCUCAGUCUCAAGUGAUAAUCCAACCAGGUUUUUGGAGCCCAGUUUCACAAGGAGUCAAGUCCAUUUUGAACAAUUCUGCACCUUGAGAUUUCGUUCAGUGGCAGUGUAGUAAGUAGUCUGACCGUUAUGUUGCAAGAUGGAAAGUAAGUACAUGGAGGUCAGGGUGGUGGAUGGACAUGUAGUGCAUCAGACUUUCAUGCAAGAGGACUUGUCACAGACCUACAAUGAACAUUUGCCUUUUUAAUAACAAAACAAUCUUUCCCAUGCCUUCACCAUCAUUUAUUUGCCAUCACCACAACUUUUUUUCUAAUCUUUAGCAAAUUUAUUGUGUCCCGAUGGCCAUUGGAGACAUGGAGUCCAGGUGGGCCUUGUUGAGGUUGUGCGUAGAAGGUCACCUGUGCCCGAUGUGGUGGAAACCAAAGAAUCUGCUAGUGGACAUCAGUGGUGAAAAAGACCAUUUAGUUGAAGAAAGAGUCCUUUCGAGCUCAAUCAGGAGACUCUAGAAACGCCAGCAGGACUGCGGCGUCUGUGGUCGCUGGGGUGAAAACUGUGUGUGUGGAGUUUGGGGUAGGCCCUGGAGAAGGACUUUCAGUCAAGCUUCUGACAGAUAAUCAGACAACUCAGGAGAGGGAGGCAGAGCUUAGCCCAGGCUGUUUCAAGCUGAAGAGAACUGUUGACUCAAAAUGAGGACAUUGUCAGAUAGUGGAGGAAACACAUGAAGGAACUCCUGAACCAGACAGAUAUGCCUUCUAUAGAGGAGGCAGAGCUUGAAGGAUCAUGGGAGGCCUUGUCCAUUUCUCUGGCAGAAGUCACGGAGGUAGUCGAAAACCUCCAGUGUGGCAAAACUCCAGAGGUGGAUGAGAUUCACCUUGAGAUGAUGAGGGCUCUGGACACUGUUGAGCUGUCUUAGAGUGCUUUCACACCCAACCCAUUAGGUUUGUUUAAAACAAACCUUGGUGGGUUUGUCUUGGUUCAGCAGUUGUUAACUGAUCCCAGACCGAGGCCACUUGAAAAGAAGGGUCUCGAUCCGCCUCCAUGGGGAGUCUGGGUCAGUUUGUCAUUGAUUUUACAUUGUUUGAUGGUAGAUAUGUGAUUUUACCAAGAAGCUAAAACACCAGUAAAUCAUUCAGAAGGAAGCAAUUAUAAUAUAAGAUCUGUAUAAUAUUCAAAUCAUUUGGUCACCAUGGUAACCUGCCAGCAACUAAGUGCAAGGAUUUCCCCUAUCAAUCAGACAAUUUGAGCAGUUCAAACUGCAGUGUGUUGUGCUUGAAUCCUCCGUGUACUUGGGUAGUUCAGAAAGUCCUGAACAUUCGGUACAAAGUCCUUUUCAUCUAGUCUCUACAUAUCAGUCAUUAUUCAUAACAUGAGCUCGAUUUGUAGUCUAAUAAUACAUAAUGCUUGUAAUCAGUUGCCCAUCAAGUCUAUAUGCGCUUUGGUUGGUUCAGUUAUUGAUCAUUAAUAGUCAAUUUGAGUGUGUUUCUCAUUUAUUAUUAGACAUAGUUGUCCUUGUCAGUACAGCCAAUGUUCGACCAUGCAUCAUAGCUCAUCUUGUAUUGUAAACAAAUAAAAUAUCUACAUAUA